GGACGGUGUACGUUGCAGCAUCGGCAGGCGUGUGUUAGCGAGAUUAGUAAGUGAUUGCAAUGUCUGAGACUAAGGCCAAGGCAGGCAGUGUCAGAAGCGACUUAGCCAAGAUCCUGGAAUCUUCAGAUGGCGCGGAUGUGACUCUAGUAGCCGGCAGCUUGGAACUUCUAGCACACAGUCAAAUCCUGGCAGCGAGGAGCCCUGUAUUUGCAGGCAUGUUGCGGAAUGACAUGCGAGAAGCCCGCAGCCGCCGGAUUGAGAUAACCGAUGUGGAGGAAGCUGUCUUAAAACAGAUGUUGAUGUUCAUAUAUACGGACAUGGCUCCAGAGCUGGGAAGCAUGGCAGCAGAGUUAAUAGCUGCCGCUGACAAGUAUGACGUGCCACUGCUUAAAGAGAAGUGUGAGGAGAAGAUGGUGCAGGACAUGAGCGUGCAGAACGCCGGCUCUGCUGCGGCCCUGGCUGUGCUGCACCGUUGCCCAGGUCUGAGGGACACCGCUGUGAAGUUCAUAGCGGGGAACCUGGAAGUGAUGGCCACUGAAGGCUGGGCGCGAAUGCUGCGGGACAGCGCAGAGACUGCGGUGGAGAUAUGCCAGCAGGUGGCGGCGGAAGCUGCAUGCCUUCCACGCAAAGAAGUAUCAGAGGAAAGCAUCAAGGGCCAGACAGACCAGGUGCUUGACCUGGUCCGCAUAGGAGCACCACUUGAUGCGAGGGGUGACGAGCAGCGCACUGCCCUGUCCUUGGCGGUGGCAAACAAUCAUGAAGCUGUUGUCAAGUUCCUGAUCGAUGUUGGGGCAGGCGUCUGUGUCCAGGACUCCACUGGGAGGACACCUCUACACAUAGCUGCAUGUAGGCCUGGCGAGCAGCUCAUAAUAUGGAUGCUUUUGGCAGCAUCACCACCUAUUGAUGUAAAGGAUAAUGCGGGGCAGACUGCACUCCAUCUGGCUGCCAUUGGCAGGUGUUUCUUUGCAGCAAAGGCACUGCAUCUGGCUGGUGUGAGAAAGGACAUAAAAGAUAACAAAGGAAAAGUACCUACACAGUAA
This is a messenger RNA of Schistocerca serialis cubense, 1040 nucleotides long. RefSeq names its product speckle-type POZ protein-like. The record is from RefSeq and is a predicted model, not a curated record. Gene Ontology annotation, biological process: regulation of proteolysis; proteasome-mediated ubiquitin-dependent protein catabolic process. Gene Ontology annotation, molecular function: ubiquitin protein ligase binding. The coding region runs from base 60 to 1040 and encodes 326 amino acids. Gene Ontology annotation, cellular component: cytoplasm; nucleus. Lineage: Eukaryota; Metazoa; Arthropoda; Insecta; Orthoptera; Acrididae. The transcript is spliced from 4 exons.